Molecule: messenger RNA, 4392 nt
Organism: Symbiodinium sp. CCMP2592
Lineage: Eukaryota; Dinophyceae; Suessiales; Symbiodiniaceae
Source: the annotation of a GenBank genome assembly
AUGGGCCUGGGCCCACACCCAGUGGAGUGUGAUGUUGCUGCAAAGGCCCUCCUGGAUCCGGAUGUUGUUGCUGGUGUCAAGGCGACCUGGCUUCAGUCACUCCCUGAAGAUAGGAGUCAAAAGCUCGAGGAGGACUUCACAGAGGCUGUAACAAGACGGGCCCUCCCAAUGGAACGCCUGGGGGGGAAAAGGUCUUGGGAGCACUGGGCGCCUAGGCCUUCUCGGAUGGAAGGGCCGGUCAAACAGCUUGCCCUGGACAGGGCGGCAAAGAAAAAGUGGGCGGACAAGAUCAUUUCCGUUCUUGCGCCCUACCACAGACACUUCGAUAACAUGCAGGACAUCAAGCCGGGGGAGGACAAGUAUGAGGACAUGGCAAAGCACCUCCUGCAUGAGGCGGUUGACCAACAGUUUACAAUCUACAGACUGGGUCAGUUGUGGAGGACACUUCACUCGAUCCCCCACCACUUCGGAGGCUUUGACCCCACUGUCAACCAGGCGAUCAACAGGCGCUAUGAGUACACCAGGGGCCUCUUGGUCUCUUCGGAGGCAAAGAAAGAAAGGAGGGCCACUCCGCCUUCCAUGGAGGUGGUCAUGGCGCUGGAAAAGUUGGCGGGGACCCUCCCGGAUGGCUCACCGGAUGGCUACGCUGCCUCGUUCUUCCGGUUCUGCAUAGGGGCCUCGGUGGAGUGGUGGGGACCUAUGAUCGCCCUCAGCAAGAGGCGUAACAGCCUAGCCACGAAAGGACUUGACCUUGAUGCUCCUUACUACCAGUUGGCUGAAGAACCACGUCAGGAUCCCUCCGAAGCGCAACUUCCGGUGCUUGCGUCGGUCAAGGAUCCUCAAGAGGAAAACCGGGCGGACGGCCCUGUCUUCAUGGCCACCAACUCUCGGAAGACAGGAUCUCCUCCUGUGUACCGGGUACACUGGUUUGACCGAGGCUACCGCUGUCUGGGUUGUGGUUGGAGGCCCAAGGACUCCAAGAGUCUGGUUACGUUCUACGAGCUAGACUGGACACCGGACUAUGUCUUCUGUGAAAAGGCGGCGCGGGCCAAGCAGCCCCCGGACUGCUUCCUACGCGACGUGGUGACCAAGGACUCCUCCAGCAAGGAACCCUCGAACGGAAACCACUCCCCGCAUGGGAGCGAGCCCGGCGGCCUCCUCCUCCACGAGGUCGGUAUCCACGGACUCCUGGCGACCCCUCGUUCCCUAGGGGCGGUUGGCACAGGUGCCGACCUUGUGGUGGAAGGGGGGCUUUGUGAAUCGGAGGUGGCAGGCAUUAGCCCUGCGGACUUGGCGUAUUUCCGACCGGAAUCCGUGCUUGCAUUGAUCAACUCGCAUGUCAUAGGGCCAAGCCAACAGCCUUCCCUCUGCAUCCUGCUCGGGCCGGCUGCCAUUUUGGGUCGAUGCCAAGCUGACCCUGGCACGCCCCCGGAGCUGUGCCCAGACCCCUACAAGGAGGAGGUCAUGAAAAUCGAAGAGCACGUUCGUCUGGUCCUGGCCAGGCAUCAGGUCCCGUGGCUUGUCCUCUUUGUCAUGGGAAAGCAGGGCUUUGUCACGGCCCAGGACUGGGCAGGCCGUUGGGAUGAAAAGGAACUCCGGAAGGAGGCUCCCAAGUUGGGCUUUUCACCAGGCCAGAAUGGUUACGAUGAGCAUACGUGCGUCCUCACGGCUAUCCGCCUGGAGAACGCGGUCGAGCAGUUCAAGCUCCUAAAGAAAAGGAAGCUGGCCGAGGUGGAUAUCCACUCGGUCGAAGACUACAAAGCAAUGAUUGGCAGAGGUGACCGCCAAGAAAUGAGGGCAGCUUACCUCUCCAAGUUCGGCACGGAACCGGAGCGGGAAUACGAAGGAUCUGACCAUAUGCUUGGUGUCAUGAAGAGGGUCUUGUACCGGGGAGAGUUCCUUUCAGGCUCCCAGCUGGAUCUCAACAAGGUCGUAGCAAACCACCCCAAGGAUGGUGAAUUGAAGUUCCAGAAGCGCCAAAGCAAAGAAGAUGAGGAGUGGAUCCAUGAGGAAUCCAAUCGUGUCCAGUCGGAGAAACAAUGGAAGCGGGUCCUCAUGAUCUGGCGCACGUCCCUCCUCAUGGUUGUGGCGACAUGCACGGGCCCUUCUUGCAUUCACCUCACCAAGGCAGACUUGGACGACUUCUACAACUUCCUCUUCGGGGAUACCAUCAUGGGCCGUGAGCCUGCCCCCUCAUUGAGGGUUUUAAUGACAGCCGAAAGAAAGGUCUGGCGCCAGGUGGCCCUCAACAUGGCUAAGGAUGAGACUUUGACCAUCUCAGCCGCCCUCAAAGAAAUCCAGAAUAACUCGGGAUUCUGGUCUAUGGAAAUCGAUGAGUUCUGCUUUCGUCGCCACCAUACUGUCCAGCCCAAAGCCCCAGAAAAGGCGGUGGUGACCAAUGGAAUCGAGACCGUUGGUACCAGGCUCUACCUACGCUUCCGGGCUUUAGAGGAUGAUGCCAGGAGCACCAAAGCAGCGAUUGCACAGGUUGAAACCUUUUCAGACCUUUGUGCUCUGGCGCUCUCUGGCGACCUCAUGGCAAUCAUUGGAGGGGGCAGGAAAGGUCAAGCAGCCUGGGGCCUCGAAGACCUUCAGGUGUCGGUGCUCAGGGAUACGGAUAAUGACUCUUUGCUCUUGCUCAGGAUGCUGCUCCUCUACCACCUUGCAAUGGCGUCGGGCCCUCGGCCCCCUGCAUUCCUCCUGGAACACGCGGAGGAUCCCGCCAACCAAGGUACCUCGGAAGCUCAGCAGAAUUGUUCUUCGUGGUGGGCCACGGCCCAGUGUAAAGACUUCGCGGGCCUGACGCGGAUGAAGAUACACUGCUUUGACCAGUGUAUGCUGGGGCACGGAGCCAGGAAACCCACGGCGGUUCUUAGCAAUCUGGCCCUGGACUGGGAUGGCCUCAGGUGCAGGCAUCCGGACCACCCCGUCUGGUGGUCCAGUUCUGACUUGGCCCGUUGGGGGUGGCAAUUCAAUCUUGAAUUGGCCACGGCCCUGCUAGCUUUCUUUUCAACAUCCGGGGACACGGAUGGUGACCGCUCCAUUGCUUCGGCAUUGGCUCCUGUUGCGGCUAGACAGGGACAAAUGCAAGUUGGCCUGGCUUGGUCAUUGGAUCGAGGAGACACUCACCUCGGGGACGGUUGCCACAGGUGCCCAUUCCCCUGGGGUCUCUCCUAUGACGUCCUUUCGGGAAUCGCUCAGGACCCAGGCGCGGGGCUGCCCCUGGCCACGGACCCGAACAUAUGGCCGUCCAAGCAGGAACUGGGGAAUGCACGGAGGGAUUUGGAGCCCCCGGCUCCCACUACUGCCGACAACUACCCCAGCGCGGAGGUCUUCGAGGACACCAUCGAGAAAACUUUCCUGGAAGAGAAACUCCUCGACAUGGUGGCUGGGCCCCUGUCGGAACAGGAGGCAGCGGACCUCUGUGCCUGUUCGGUUGCAGAACUGUGUGUCGGGGCCAUGGCGGGCAUCCAGGAACUGGACAAGGUCAGGACCAUCUUCGACGCCUCGGUCAUCGGCGUCAACGACAACAUCAGGGCGAACACUGACAAGAAGACCACGGUCAACCGUUGGCUGGGUUACAUGGUGAACAUCUCCGAGGGCUCUGUGUGGCUCCCGGAAGAAAAGAUGACCAUCCUCCGUCCGGCCUUGUCGAAGUUGGCAGCAGGGGAACUUCAUACCAGAAAGGAAAUCACCUCCUUACUCGGCAAGUUGCAGUGGGUAGCGAAAGCAUACCCUCAGGUGAGCUCCCACCUUCAGCCACUCUAUGCUUGGGAGCAGAAACUUGAACGGAAGUGCAGACCGGGAGAACUUGUACGUUUCCUGGCAACUCUGCUCCUCUCCACCUUGGAUGCUGGCCCCUGCGUUCCCCUACGCCUGCAGCAUAACACUCCAUGCUACGGGAGUAGCGACGCUGGCGAGGACGAUGGCCGGGUGGCAAUUGGCGGCUGGUUCUCGCCCUCUCUCAACCCGGCCAAGGAGGAGGUCCUGUGGUUCUCCAUGGACGUCCUGACCACUCCAUGGGUGCAGCCCCUUUUGGCGCACACUUCUCCGAAGCGCCGGAUUGGGGCCCUGGAACUCCUGGGUACCCUCAUUCUUUUCCUUUUGGCUGCGGAGUCCUUGGGACCCAGCAUGUUGGAUGCUCACCUCCCUCUUACUACAGACAAUGAGGGUAAUGCCUUUUCAGCCAGCAAGAGAUCUUCGAAGAAGUGGCCUUUCUCGGCGCUUUUAAUGGAACUUUCCGCGCAGGAGUUCCACAAGGGUGUCUUCGCUCAGGUCACCCAUGUCAAGCGUAGCUCCAACACGUGGGCAGAUCAGCUCACUCACUUUGAUUUCGAAGGAUUCUCCCCCGUGAUCCUGGACAAGCUCCUUGCCCUCAAAUCGGAGCAAUAG